Molecule: messenger RNA, 1629 nt
Organism: Pygocentrus nattereri (red-bellied piranha)
Lineage: Eukaryota; Metazoa; Chordata; Actinopteri; Characiformes; Serrasalmidae
Gene: stoml3a
Product: stomatin (EPB72)-like 3a
Exons: 7
Coding region: 103-990 (295 amino acids)
Cellular component (GO): plasma membrane
Source: RefSeq, a predicted model, not a curated record
GGUAAGAGGAGAAGCCACACCCCUGUGAAACAGCAAGCACAUUAAAAGCUCCCCUGUUACGUGUUCUCCCUCACACCAAGCAAACAGCUCCACACACGUAUCAUGAUGACAACACUGGAUAUGAUGAACAACAGCAAGAUAGACAGACAGAGCAUGGACAGACAAUGUGAAUCCAACAGCCCCAGACCUAUUACAAAUGAUGACACACCUCGCUCUCUUGGCUUCUGCGGCUGGUUUUUCAUCAUCCUCUCUAUCAUUUUCACCGUAUCAAUGCUUCCUAUAACCAUAUUUAUGUGCAUCAAGAUUGUGCAGGAGUAUGAGAGAGCUGUGAUCUUUCGUUUGGGUCGCAUCAUGGACAGAAAACCGAAAGGGCCAGGAAUGUUUUUCGUGUUGCCCUGCACUGAUACCUUCACAAAGGUGGACUUGAGAUCUAAGUCAUUUGACAUUCCACCUCAAGAGAUUCUGACCAAGGACUCUGUGACAGUGUGUGUGGACGGUGUGGUUUACUUCCGGGUCAGUGACCCCAUCUCUUCUGUGGCUAACGUGAUAAAUGCUGACCUGUCCACUCGUCUGUUGGCCCAGACCACCCUGAGGAAUGUCCUGGGCACUAAAAACCUAUCAGAGGUUCUGUCUGACAGAGAGAGCAUCUCCCACAACAUGCAGUGUGCUCUGGAUGAGGCCACACAUCCAUGGGGUAUCAUGGUGGAGCGCGUGGAGAUUAAGGACGUCAAACUCCCUCAGCAGCUCCAGAGAGCAAUGGCAGCGGAAGCGGAAGCUUCAAGAGAGGCUCGUGCCAAGGUGAUAGCAGCAGAGGGAGAGAUGAAUGCCUCGCGGGCUUUAAAGGAGGCCUCUAUGGUGAUUGCUGAGUCACCUUCAGCCCUGCAGCUCCGCUACCUCCAAACACUCAACACCAUCGCAGCCGAGAAGAACUCCACCAUCAUCUUCCCUCUGCCCAUUGACCUCCUACACCCCUUCAUGUCCAGAAAAUAAUAUUAGAUUCAGUCUGAAAAAACAAGCCUGUUGGUUUGGCUGUAAGGGUUUUAUCUUGGUUUUGCACUAGAGUAUCGAGGCUAAUGUAGCAGAAAAGUAAUGGAAGUAUGUUACACAAAAGCUUUUGGCUGAUGUAGACUUCUAUUAUGUUAGCAUCAUAGAUCAAAUGCAAAACUGAAAACGAAAACUUUGGGCACCAAAUAUGUCUGUCUUGGAAACACGAUCUUUUAGGUAAUCAUCUGUUAAAACCCUCAGGAGGCAAAGAAAGGUCAUUUAUUUUUACUAUUUUAACAAUUAUUAUUUAUUUAUAGGCUGUCACAUGAGUGUACUGUGUUAAAGACUGUACUGUGAUUCUCUUCAAUCAGAUAUUGUAUUUUUCUUUGCUGUGUUGUUUACUAGUUUUGUUUAUUAGUUUUAUUUACUGAAACACAGUGGAACAUUUUUAGCUAGCUCUAAUCAAUAAAAAGCUACUGUAUAAUCAGAAAUCCACAAGGUGUUAAACAGGAACACCAAUGAUAAAGUAUAGUCAUAUUCUUUAUAUAUAUAUAGUCAUAUAAUCAUAUUGUUGGUGUCUAAAGAAAAUAUCCAUAAUGUCAACUUAACACCAAAAAGCAAAUACAUUUUUACCAUUUAAUGGAA